AGACGGACGCACGCGGAACGGUAAGAUGGCGGCGGACGGAGGCCGAGCUGCGUUACCCUGCGCCUUCAGCCCUAAAUCACAUCAGUUUUUGGCUCUCUGCGCGCAAGAUGGGAGACUGCGAAUCUGGAAUACCGAGAGCAAAACCCUACAACAGGAAUACGUGCCUUCCGCGCAUCUGAGCGCAGCCUGUACGUGUGUGACAUGGGGUCCGUGCCGAGCAGUUCAGGAGGUGCCUCAGAGGAAGAGGAGGAAAUGUGAUGCGGCUUCAUCAGCUGAGCAGUCAGAUCUGUUGGCACUGGGCACUGCUGCUGGCACCAUCCUCAUCUACAGCACACUGAAGGGAGACCUGCAUUGUACAUUGGAUGGAGGACACAGUGGGCCUGUGAACAGCGUCCAGUGGCAUCCAGAAGACUCUGUGUUAUACAGCGGUUCAGAUGACACACACAUAGCCGAGUGGGACUUGAAAACGGGGAAAGUUUGCUGCAAAUGGAAGGCAGACAGAUCCGCUAUCAGCAGCCUGUGUAUAAGUCCAGAUGGAAAGAUGCUGCUCUCUGCAGGAAUGACCAUCAAGAUGUGGGACCUGGAGACUAAGGAAGUGUACAGGAAAUUCACAGGUCACUCUACCAUGGUUACGACUCUAUGCUUUGCCACAACACGACCUCCAGACAGCAAUGGGAUGUAUUUCCUUUCAGGAGCCGUACAUGACAGACUCCUGAGUGUGUGGCAGGUACGGUCCGAUGGCAAAGACAAGAACUCUGUGGUGUCUUUUACUCUGACAGAUGAACCCCAACACAUAGACCUUCAGACAUCCAACAGCAAAGAUGAGGCUGUGCGGUUAGCAGUGGUUUGUAAGGAUGGGCAGCUUCAUCUUUUUGAGCACUUUUUGAAUGGGCAGUGUAAGAAGCCACUGUCUCCAGCGUGUUCCCUUCAGGUGUCCACUAUGAAGGGAGAGUCUCCAGUGCCUGUGCCUCUACUGGCAGCUGCUCUGUGUGCGGACAGACAGAACCUGAUGCUGGCAUAUGGACAUCACCUGCAGCCCGUCAUGGAGAAAACACCUUUUAACACAUCAGAGAGGCACACAUGCUUGAACCGAGAUGUACAUGCCACACUUUCUCUUUCUGUAGACACGACUGUCUCCAAGGUGAAGACACCAGUUGUAAAUCAGCAAAGCAAAGUUUUAAUCCCAGGAGUUCCAGGACAUAAGGCACCAAUUAAAUUAACUCCCAAUGAAGGAGAGAAAAGGAAAAAAGGGGCCAGUACUACAGAGGUGUCUAUCGAGGAACGGUUGGAGCAGAUUGAGUUGAGUGCUGGAAGAAAAGGUGCUGAUAAAGGCUCGUCCUCCCUGCAGACAGACAGUUUCGCUGUGCUGCUUGUCCAGGGCUUAGAGAGCAAAGAUGAGAAGAUCCUUAAUAAAAUAUUUCAAACCAAAAAAGAGACGUUGAUCAAGAACACUGUUGCUCGGUUACCACCUCCUGCUGUCCUGCCAUUGCUGGAAGAGCUCUCCAGAAGACUGCAGGGACAUCCAUACGCGGCUUUGCUUAUAGUUCAUUGGUUUAAGGCUGUACUUACGCAACACACAUCAUACUUGUCUUCAUUGCCAGAUCUAGUGUCUCAGUUGGGCUCAAUCUACCAAAUGAUCGAGAGCAGGGUGAAGUUAUAUCAUCAGAUCACCAGACUCCAUGGAAAACUCUACCUGCUCAUGACACAGGUGGCGACAAGCAACAGUGCAACAAAAGUUGGUGAAAUUGAUCACACAGCAAAGCUGGUAUAUGAAGAAGAGUCUUCAGAGGAUGAAGAUUCAGGAGAUGAAGGUCGUCCCGAGGAUGACUCUGAUAACUGGGAGGAGGAUGAGGAGGCUAUGGAGGUGACUGGAGACAAAAAGAACCACAAAGAGGAGGAAGACCAAGACAUGAAUGAGGAAUCAAAAGCAAAUGGAGACUCAGAUCUGGACCCUGAAAAUGAGAGUGAGGAGGAAUAGUACUCAAUCAGGCUGCAGGAUUCAGAUAAAAGGACCCUUACAUUUAUAUAUAUGAUUUUGUUUUACUUUUCAUUUUAUUGUAACAAAACAAAAAGGUGAAGUUUUAUAGAGUUUCGAUAACCGUUGCGGCCUGGAUCUGUGGUUGUCCUUUUUUGAACUGUUAUGACCCAGACUGACAGCCCAAACAAACACAUUCGAGGUCCAUUUCAGUCGCUUUUCCCUUGAUUUGGAAACGGCCUCUGUUUUGUUGCCCGGGUUUUUAUGGGAUUCUCUGGGGUUCCCAAAAUCUCCAUCUCCCUGCAAGAUUACAUUCUUAAUUGGGCGUCCCAUGUCCAUAAGAUCGAUCCCAUUAUAUGACAUGAUCAUGAUUCUGCUCAUCAUCAGUGUCCAUCUUUAAUUUAUCUGUGGUCAUUACACUCGCUGUCACAGUCAUUUCUCAUGUCUGACUUCUGUGUCCUGUGUGUAAUUUGAGAAGAAGAUUAUUACACCCUCUGCAGUCAUGACUGUUCUCAGUUUUGAGGACAAAACAAUGUGAAGCUUUCCCAGAAAAAACGAAUAUCCUAAAAACAGUCACAGAGGUGUGUAUGAUAAUUAUACAGUGGUUGCAGCCAACCAGAACUUUUCAUGCAAACAAUAUAUCAACAACUGUUGUACAGUUUAAAUGAAAUAAAUACUGUUUUUGUUCU
Messenger RNA from Danio rerio (zebrafish), 2664 nucleotides. It is a transcript of the gene wdr43, whose product is annotated as WD repeat domain 43. The record is from RefSeq and is marked provisional. Lineage: Eukaryota; Metazoa; Chordata; Actinopteri; Cypriniformes; Danionidae. Gene Ontology annotation, cellular component: nucleus; nucleolus.